AUGAACUCGGACAAGGCCUUCCAAGACGCGUCGCAUGAGUACCUCCUCGCGCGCCAGCGCAUGAACGAGAAGGUCAACCGCUGCAAGGAGAUCGAGCUCAAGAUGCAGCAGACGCUGCGCGAGAUCCAGGCGGCCUACUCGGAGAACAACGGCGAGAGCCUCGCCAAGACCGUGGGCACUCUGCACCUCUCGCUCCACGAGGUGGCCGGCGAGACGGUCGAGAACGCCUUCAUCAAGGUCCACGUCGAGCCCGAGUCGAUCCCGGACUUUGAGGAGCUCGAUGAGACCGCGGACGAAGUCAAGAACCAGGUUGCAUGGACCGGCGAGUUCCCGGCCACGUUUGUCUUUGAUGGCAUUCAGUCCCGCGAGGCGAUCGUGCACAUCACGGUCGGCGAAGACGACGAAGAAAAGGAGCCCAUCAAGGUCAUCACGUUCCCGAUCGCAGCCUUGUUCCGCGACGACAUGAAGAAGUGGUUCCACCUCGUCGACGAAGUUGUCGCUGCCCUCGAGGCGCCCGCUGUUGUCGAAGAGACCGAAGUGACCGAAGACGCCGAAGACGCCGAAGAGGUUGCUGCCGAGGAACCUGCGACCGCCGAGGCGACGGUGGAAGCUACCUCGGAGGACGAGCAUGUCACGGAAGCUGGCGAGCCGUCGUCGGACAAGGUUGACACGACGGACGCCGAGGCCACGGAAGAGGUCGCUGAGGUCGAAGUUGCUGAGGAGGCUGCGACCGAAGCUGGCGAGACCACGGAGAAGGAAACCACGAACGAAGAAGUGGUUGAAGAAGCCGCUGCCGGCGAGCAGGAAGCCAAUGUCCAGGCGGCCUCAGAGGAAGUCGUUGCGGAAGAAGCCGCUGUUGUUGUUGAAGCCACCGAGGAUGCUGCCGUUGCCGCUGACGACGUCGCCGACGAGGAAGCGUCGCCUUCGGAAGAAACCCACGAGGCUGCUGCCGACGUCGUCGUCGAAGCCGUCGCGGUCGUCGAAGAAGUCGUCGCCGAAGACACGUCGGCCCGCGUCCACGUCCAUGCGUCGUUUGUCCUCUCGGAGAUUGAGGCGCUUGCCCAGAAGGCGAUCGCGCUCUCGAAGGAGAAGAACGAGAUGGACAUUGAGAUCCGCAUGUGCGACCAGGAGCUCUCGAGCGCGCGCAUCCGCUACGAGCGCCUCAAGGCGAGCCAGAAGGCCGCGUUGGGCUCGAGCGCGGCGACGAUGAAGAACAAGCUGAGCAUCCAGCGCGCGCCGCCCAAACCCAAGUCGCUCUACGAGCGCGCGACCGCGGCCGUCGGCUCGACGUUCACGCCCCAGCGGCGAUCGCUCGCGUGGAGCGUCACCUUCUUCGUCGUUGUCUCGGCUUUCUUCCACACCAACGGCGACGAACUCAUCAUCUAA
Messenger RNA from Saprolegnia diclina VS20, 1386 nucleotides. RefSeq lists its product as hypothetical. The transcript has a single exon. Bases 1 to 1386 code for a protein of 461 amino acids. Lineage: Eukaryota; Oomycota; Saprolegniomycetes; Saprolegniales; Saprolegniaceae. The record is from RefSeq and is a predicted model, not a curated record.